AUGGCCGAAAACCGAGCGCUAAUACCUGAGCCUAUCACCAUGUAUACUCAAUCGGAAUCUUUAAAGGAUGUGAAGGACUUAUCUAAGAAUUUGAUGAGUGGGGAGUUUGAGCGACAAUAUACAGGGAUGGAGAAGAGUAGACGGCGACGAGGGGGAACCAUUGUACUGGGGAUUGCUGUAGGUGCUUUAGCUGUGUGGUUGCUGGUACUCACUAUCCUUCGGGAAGUGCAGCUCGCUCGCCUUCAGGCACAGGUUGAUGAGCUGUCAGCAAACAUGAUGGAGAUGACUGUAAACGUUGUAUCUUUAAAUACAAAGCUCACCAGCAACAGGCUCUUCAAUGAAUUCAAAACUUUAGAGGACGCGUUAUACGCUGAUGAAGACCAAGACAGCAAUUUAGUUGAAGACGCCAAAGAUUCGAGUAAAGAAAAGCAAGGUUUCGAGUCUCUUGAAAAGAUAAAAGGUCUAACAGUAUUAGAAGAUGACAGUCAAUUUGGUGACGACGAAGAUUUGUACGAUGGAGACGAAGAUGCGGAGAGCGGCGACUGGUAUCCGGACUACGACAGGCGCAGAGAGAAGAUCGGGACUUCGAAUAUGGUGCAUUUAAAGCCUGAAGAUUUCACAGAUGCUAUGGUAAUUGUUAAAGAGGAGCUGGUAUCCGAUAUCAAGAAAAAGCUUAACAAUGACCCUGAGACAGAAGAUAUAGAAUUAUCAGUAUCUUCGUCAUCAACAGAGGCGCCCAGUAGCCGCGACAAGCGAAGCGUGUUCCCUGAAGCUUCUCCUGAGAAUAUCCCCGACUUUGCUGAACCCAGAAUCAUGUCGAAAAUGGAAGAAAGACGUAAAACCAAGAAGUUCUUACGGAACUCAGACUUAAUGGGCAAGAUGAGCUUACAAACUGUGUCGAGGACUGCGAGAAACAGCAACGACGAGGAUGGCAGCCCACGGAGGCCUUUCAUAGCGGCUCAUUUCCAUGGCAACACGUCACAUCUAAGCCCAGAGAUUCACGAACAUUUCAAAGGCAACGGUCUAGUCCGGGUGGCGCACGGCGCGGCGCACGACGUGUGGUACCCCGCGCCCUGGACCGCCGCGUCGCCGCACCCGCGCCCCACGCUCACCAGGACCGGCCAUAUACACGUACACCAUACUGGAGUUUACUUUGUUUAUGUUCAGAUAUACUACCUAGACAGCCACGACAUAAUUUCCUGGGUGUUGCACCGCUCGAGCCCCUACUCUGAAGAGCGGGAGACACUCCUACAGUGCGCGCAGUCGUCCCACUCUUCAGAGCGUCUCGACAAACCUAACUCAUGCUUCUCUGCUUCUGCUCUCUUCCUGAAAGCCGGAGACAGACUCGCUGUGAGGAACACCGGUGGAGAUAGGCACUCGCUGAUGCAGCCCGAGAAGAGCUUUAUAGUGAUAAAUGCUUUAAGGUGCUACAAUAUGCAUAUACUUUGGCUGUGGGUGGUGGCCGCCUGUACGGUAUCAUGUACGGCGGACCGCGGGGGAUCCCUCCGCGGGGCACUCGAGGCGCUACAGCGUCGUCAGCGAGGCCGCAUGCACGGGCCGAUAGCUCCGGCGGACUAUGAGAUGCUGUAUGACUUCAUACCUCCCCAAGCUUAUCCCGAACCUGAUUACGGUGUCGACGUGGAAGACAUUGAAGAAGAAUCAGAACCAAAAUAUAUUGUCAAAUUACUGGAAGGGAAUUCAAGACCGCCUAAAGCCUAUGAAUACGAAAUCAUUAAAAAGAACUCGGCAUAUAAUAGACCUAAUGUAAAUAAGCAAGAAUCAGCAUUUCGUGAGAGAAGCCAACACUCUGACAAUGACCAGUUAAGAGAUUUGUUUAUGGAUAGAAAUUCAAGAGAAGAAAAUUUCAAAGAAAACGUACAACGAAAUGAUGCUGAGUAUGCGCUUCUCUUAGGAGAGCUUUGGUCAAAAUACAAAAAUAAUAAAAUUCAUGCAACUAAUGAUGAUAAUGCUCAAGGUGUAGUAAAAUUAUAUAAAGAUAAAAUUGUCAAAAAACGAUAUCCAAAUAAUUGGGGCCCCAUAGCUUUUAAAAGGAAGCGCAGUCCAGAUUCAAAUCUGAAUCAAAGGGAGCCAUCUAUAACAGCUGACAACGAUGACAAUAAAGAAAAUUUAGACGAAAUUCCCGGUCCUGUAAAUCCCAACUAUAAUUCAUACGAAGUAUCUAAUGGUGAAGAUGAUGAUGACAAAGACGAUAUGCGUGAAGAAUACGCUAUUGCUUUCCAACCCCUAGAUGAUGAUAGUUUAUCUGACCUAGCAGAUGAAGACCAGUACGCGUAUGACACUAUUGAAAAACGGUUUCCUGUGACGAAGCGAAGUAGUGGACCCUAUAACUAUAAUACUCAAAAGAAAAGAUUUGCUCCAGAUCAUUCCAAGCGUGACAACGCAAAGUCCUUUAGAAGUAGUGCUGGAACAGAUCCAAAAUUAAUAAGAGAUUUGUCGAAAAUAUUUGGUGAUGGUGACAAUAUUAUUAUAAAGUCUCCUGUCAAACGAAGUAGUGGGCAUAUUGAAAACUUGGAAAACUCUCAUGAAACUAAGCCACCGACUUUAACAGUCAGUCAUAACCAUACUAAUGAUUUACAUAAUGAAACAGGACAUGAUGAUGAUACUACUCAUGAUGAACAUAGUCCUAAUAUUCAUCCACCAGGAGUAUCAGGAAAGGAAGUGGUACAUGAACACAUUCAUUAUGAUCACGAUAGUGAUAAUCAUUCACAUGAUCAUAAUCACGCUCAUCAAGAUCAUGAUUAUGACCACAAACAGUCUGAAAAACCGAUCAAAAUUCAAAAAAAAUCAAUUGAUUGGUCUGAUUAUUUCGGAAUUGAUAAGAGACUUAAAAAAUCUGUUUCUUUUGUUAAUAAUCUAAAUGAAGACCGACUAAAAAAACAAUACUUUGACACUUUUAAUAAAGAAGUUAUUUAUCCAUUGACCUCUUUUAGAAAACAUAAUUAUGUUAAACGAAAUUACGUUCAGGCUAAGCCUAAUGUGGAAUCAGACAUGCAAAUGAAUCGUGCUCAAGCUAUUGAAAUUCAAGAUGAAAAGAGGAGUACCGAAUCUGACAAUAAUUCUAAGCUGGAUAAUAUUGACAAGAAGCUUAAGAACAUGGAAGGAUUAAUUGUUGAUGAGGCAUUGCACUAUUCCAACAUUGGAGAGGAACUUGAUUCCAAAGAAGAACAAGAAAUGAAGGAAAAACUUCUUUCUCGUCUAGCAGCGGCUUAUAGUUUGGAAAAAAUGCGCAAAGCAUUAAAAGAUUUUAAACAGAGUCUGCAAAUGCAAAGAGUAUCCUCAGCUAUGCGCUCUUCUCCUGACUCGAAUGAGGCGAAAGAUAAAAGGGUAGCAAUUAAAAAAGAAAAGGUAAUUAUGAGCAACGAAAUACCUGGUCUUGUUAAUAACGAAAAGAAUGACGACUUCGAAGAUGAACAAGGAGCUGGCCAUUAUCUAAAUGGAAAAACCGAAGAACAGCUUUCAGAAGGAUAUAUGGGUGGCAGCGGACGACAUCGUACUCCGAUUAUGUCGACAGUCAGCUCUACCGGCGCAUGCCCAGUAUUGGCAAAGAUUGUACAGAGAUGCCGAGGUGUUGACUUGUUGGCUGGAGAUCGUGGACAGCUGUUUUUACCACUGUGCAGCUUGCAUCAAAUUUGCUAUUUAUGUGGUGAAGCUCCACCUACGACGUGCGAUUUAGUGUUUCUCUCUGAAGCCGACUCAUCUUGCGAGGGUGAUAUGAGUUGUCAACGCGCCGCACGGUCUGCUCUUAUGGCCUUGAGAGAAUUGCACGACAACUUGGCCGACGAACUAGAUGGGGAGUGCGAGGCCAGCCCUUGCCUGCCCGCUACUUUGAAACUAAACUUAGGCUGGCAACGAGCUCUACAACGA
Molecule: messenger RNA, 3885 nt
Organism: Brenthis ino (lesser marbled fritillary)
Lineage: Eukaryota; Metazoa; Arthropoda; Insecta; Lepidoptera; Nymphalidae
Source: the annotation of a GenBank genome assembly